AUGAAUACGGUUCCAGGCCCAGGUGGAGCGGCUAACCUUUUCAGUGGUCUUUCUGCUCAACAGCUGGCCGCAUUGUCUGGAGUGCUUGGAGGGCAGAGUACGUUCAGUCAGGCUCAAUUAGCUGCUCUUACGAAUAGCAGCUUAUCAGCGCAGCUCAACAACGUGUUAGCUUCCGUAGCUCAACAACAACCUGUUGCCCCUGUACAAAAUGCUACUCCAUUGGCGGUUGAGAACAAGACUGGAGCAACCAAUGGGGUCAGCACAGCCGUGCCAGACCUUUCACUAACCUCACUCCCUUGGCCCGUGGUCUCACCAAUCAUGAAUGUGCCACAUUUUGAUUUGGCCACUUAUCGUUUGGUUAAUCUCGAUGUUGCUCCAAGCAGAGAUGUAAAUGGGUUCGACCUGCCUCUUGCAGAUGUUACUACUCUACGCUUCUUUUUCAACUUGGGAGUGCAGCAUUCGCGUUCCUUAGCAGCAACGCAGCUCUAUCAGGAGAAGUUAGCACAUGUAGCGGUAUCUUCAGCAUCAGCAUCUGUUGCACAACCUACACAAACCAGUCUGCCCCACGGUACCCAAUUAGGCGGGGUUAAUAUCUUAUCUGAAGCGCAGAUUGGAGGGCCGAGAACAACUAUGGAUCAGUACAUAAAUCAGCUUGGAAUCGGUAGUCCGCAAGCCCAAGCACUGCUUCGACAAGCGCAAUCACAUCAUCUUGCACAACAGGCGCAACUCCUAGCAGCUGCAGCGUCUGUACGGCUGCCGGAUCGGCCACAUCCUACUUAUGGCAACUCUAUCUUACCUUUACAUGCUGAUCUUUUGCAGCUAGCUAGCCAGAUUCCAAUCUCGGUUUCGGCUGCUAUCCCGGGUGGACAGGUUUGUUACAUAUAUUACCUUAUUUUUCAUCACAAAGCCAUCUGA
This is a messenger RNA of Strongylus vulgaris, 915 nucleotides long. Lineage: Eukaryota; Metazoa; Nematoda; Chromadorea; Rhabditida; Strongylidae. The record is from the annotation of a GenBank genome assembly.